GAUGGCUAGAUUAGAGAUAAUCAACUUGUCAAUAUCAGAUUUUAAUCAUUUAGAUUUUGAAGAUUCAAAAAUUCUUAAAAUUAUGAUGCAUAUGAUAAAAACUCGCCAAUUAAGAUAUUUCAACAGUCAAAGAUUCGAGUUAAAAGUUAGCAUUGAGGAUAAUAUUCAAACUAUUUACAUUACGGAUAGAUUUGAAAGUUUUGAAUUGGUUAUGGAUAUUUAUGUCGAAGAAGAUGAUCAUGAUAAUGAAAGAGGAUUAGGGAAUAGGAAACCGGGUAAGAAAUUUCAACAAAUUUGGCAUAUGAUUUCUAUAAUGGCAGGCUUUGAUUUGCUUUUGAAUGAAAUUAUUCAAUGCUAUAAUAUAACUGCAUUCAAAUUGAAUGAUCAUUCUCUAUUGUCAAACCAACUGGCCAAAUUGGAGAUAUUGUUUCAGACUUUCAACCAGACUCUUCGAGUAGUUAAAUUUAAUUGUAGAACAAUAGAUAAAGAGGUUGUAGAGACUUUAAACAACUACAUGAAUAUUUUGAACAAUUUACAAUCAUUUUCCAUUGUUGCUUCAUCGUCUGUAGAUAAUUGUUUGGAAUUACUUAUUGAUAAACUACUGCAAACAUGCUUUUGCAGCAAUUUAAAAAAUCUGGAAAUUAAUCUCUCAUCCUACUACAAUGUGGAAGUUUCCCUAAAGAGAGUACUAGAGAGAUGUCAGAAUUUGGAGAGGAUAGACAUUUCGGGUGUAAAUGUCUCGUUCAAACAGCUUAAAGAAUUCGAAGAUGAUAGAAGAUUCUCUGACAAGAUUGAUUCUCUUCAAUUGAAAACUUGUUUCUUAAGGGAUGAACUGUUAGAGAUACUUAGGAAUUACCAUGUGCGCAGGAUCUGCCAUCAAGACAGAGAACACCUUCAUUAUCGUCAUUGA
This is a messenger RNA of Dimorphilus gyrociliatus, 910 nucleotides long. NCBI's taxonomy places the organism in Eukaryota, Metazoa, Annelida, Polychaeta, Dinophilidae. The record is from the annotation of a GenBank genome assembly.